AUGAUGGCGCUAAUCGACGAAGAAGAUGAUGGCUUCAUUCUCGUGCCUCGUAGCGGCUAUUCUAUUAAUUGGCAUGAACCACGAUUUCUCGAUGCUAUCAGCCAAGCGGUAGACAACCUCCAUGAGAAUUUCUGGCCGAUAAACAAAAAGAUCCACGAUAACCCCGAAAGAGGAUUCAAAGAAUUUAUUGCCCACGAUGUAUUGACCAGAUUCAUGAAAUCCCAGAGCGGCUGGGUCGUCACACCGUCGGCUUACGGUAUGGAGACCGCGUGGGUUGCCGUGUUUGACACAGGGAAACGCGGUCCUGUCGUGUCAUUCAACGCCGAAAUGGAUUGUCUCCCCAACAUCGGCCAUUCCUGUGGCCAUAAUCUCAUCGCUACGGCAUCCGUCGUCGGCGCUGUUGCAGCGGCUCAAGUAAUGAAGCAAUACGAAGCUGCCGGAAAAGUGGUUCUGUUCGGCACGCCAGCAGAAGAAGGCGGAGGAGGGAAAAUCAAGCUUCUCAAGGCGGGCGCCUAUUCUGAUCACAAAGUCGACGUGAGCCUCAUUUCACAUCCGGGCAUCACCCCGGAUGCGGCGUUGAUGCGAACAGCAUCAUAUCUCCAGUUCAAGGUCGAGUACUUUGGCCGCGAGGCUCACGCGGCAGCCAAUCCAUGGCUUGGAAUCAAUGCGCUGGAUGCGCUAAUCGCAGGAUACAACAAUGUGUCCGCGCUCAGACAACAGAUUAUGCCUGAGGACAGGAUUCAGGGCCAUAUCACCAACGGUGGUGUCGCCCCUAACAUCAUUCAUGCUUAUGCCGCCGGCAUCUUUGUUGUCAGAUCGGAUACGCAGAAGCGCCUCGACGAGCUGAAAAGAAAAGUAUAUGAUUGCUUCAGAGCUGGUGCCCUGGCUACAGGAGCUAAAGUGACUAUUACGGAGCGAUGGGGCUAUCAGAACCACAUCCCGAACCGAACAAUGGCGCGAUCUUAUACACGCUAUUUCAAUGCUCUAGAGCCACCUGGUAAGAUCCCAGAGGAUCAGGACGUUGAUGAUGCACGAGGUAAAUCACAGGCAAGUACAGACCAGGGCGACAUUAGCCAUGCAAUGCCGAGUUUAAACACGGCCUUUCAGUUACAACCGGGACCGAAAGGCCAGGGCCCGCACAAUCCAGAGUUUGCUGAGAUUGCUGGGACGCGGGAUGCAUAUGUGAGAGCGUUGAGGGUAGCGAAAGGAUUAGCGGGAGUUGCACUAGAUAUUGUAUUUACUGAAGGGCUUCUCGAAGACAUUAAGAGUGAGUGGAAGAAUACGACUGCUGGAGAGCGUGGACAUUCGCAGUGA
This is a messenger RNA of Trichoderma gamsii, 1314 nucleotides long. RefSeq lists its product as hypothetical. The coding region runs from base 1 to 1314 and encodes 437 amino acids. The record is from RefSeq and is a predicted model, not a curated record. Lineage: Eukaryota; Fungi; Ascomycota; Sordariomycetes; Hypocreales; Hypocreaceae. The transcript has 2 exons. Gene Ontology annotation, molecular function: dipeptidase activity.